CUUUUUCGUCCGCAAGAUAUUCAUCUCUUUGUCGGUUAAACGUUUCCAAAGCGUCGGGUGUCCAAACUCGAUCCAUUUUAUCUCAAACUCCAAUUUAGCGGAUUUUCAAAUUUUCACCUUCGUUGGUCAGCUCGCACAGCCGCAAGUUCUCUUCUGGACUCAAAUCGGAACCCGUUCACCGGGGAUGAUCGAUAAACACUGUACUCCAUUGGAACUUGGGUUCUAACAUCUUCUAUCCAUCGUUCACCGCUUUUACAGGAUGCCUCCCGUUACGGAUGAGAAAAUACUUGAAGGUGUUCUGCAGCACCCGGCCAAUGCGGUCAAAGGUGCCAAGGCGGCAGGGAGUAAAAUAGGCUACAUCGAGCUUUCUGCUCUCACGUAUGCGGCGAAAGAGGUGUCAGUCUAUCAUCAGCUGCGAGACGCGGGUGUUUUGGAUGUUAUUUUGGGCGCCUUUGUAGACGGAUAUGACAGAACAGCUGAGGACAUCCAGGACAAAACCGUGGCGUCUCCCCAUUGGAUUCUUCCUUUUACUGGUCUCAUCAACUUUCUCGUGUCAUUGAAGAAGGACGGAAUCCAGACUGAGGCCAAUGCAGGAGCGCUUAAAACCAUCGGGAAUGCAUAUCCUCGUCUCGAGAGCACAAUCGAUAAAGAAGUCCAACUCCUCAGCGCUGAACGUGAAGGUCUGGACGCUAUCACCAACAUUUUGUCUCUAGGACUUUACCAUCUUUCACGAGUGCCCGACGUCAGCGACAGAAAGCUGAUGUAUUCUUCAAAGUCGUUGUCGAUACUGUCAGCAUGCUACCAUCUUGCGCGACCCAUUCAGGCCCGGCGGUUACUUUGUGUGGUAAUCCGUCAGCUCCUUGUAAACGAGUCUAGGAAUCCAGCUCUAAAUCCCCCGCCUGAUGCAUUGGAAAUAUUCUUGAAAUCUCAUGGAGGGGUUGAGGCAAUAGCUGUCACUCUCCGCCAGAUCCUCAUUAACUACACCGUGCAUCAGCUUAGCGGCGAUGAUCAGAGCACUCCAGAUACACCCAAGCUGCCCGAGAAUUACCAGAUCGAUGCGACUCAGAUUUCCGCUGAAUUUAUCGCCCUGGACGCACGAAGAUGCGGUUCGGCUUCUUGGCACACACUUUGCAAUGGCGAAGGAUAGUGAUAGUGAGGAAGUUAGGGAGAAUCGUUGGAUGGUUGUCAACAACGUUGCACCGUUUAUCAAGUAAGCACUUGUGCGGGGUAUUUAAUUUGUCUGAAGUCUUGCCCUGCGGUGAUAGUAAUGUGAUUAACGCGGCACCGAACCCGGCUCAACGGAUUGCAGAGCUCGUUAUUUCCUCUAACUUCCUAACUGUUGCCAGCCAAUCGCUUGUCAUGGCUGCUGCAACAAAAGAUGCUCACAAC
Cantharellus anzutake is the source of this 1389-nucleotide messenger RNA. RefSeq lists its product as uncharacterized. Lineage: Eukaryota; Fungi; Basidiomycota; Agaricomycetes; Cantharellales; Hydnaceae. The record is from RefSeq and is a predicted model, not a curated record. The transcript has 4 exons. The coding region runs from base 260 to 1147 and encodes 295 amino acids.